This is a messenger RNA of Polyodon spathula (Mississippi paddlefish), 5408 nucleotides long. RefSeq names its product insulin-like growth factor 1 receptor. Gene Ontology annotation, cellular component: membrane; insulin receptor complex; axon. Gene Ontology annotation, molecular function: insulin receptor substrate binding; phosphatidylinositol 3-kinase binding; insulin receptor activity. The record is from RefSeq and is a predicted model, not a curated record. Lineage: Eukaryota; Metazoa; Chordata; Actinopteri; Acipenseriformes; Polyodontidae. Gene Ontology annotation, biological process: multicellular organism development; regulation of JNK cascade; positive regulation of phosphatidylinositol 3-kinase/protein kinase B signal transduction. The coding region runs from base 990 to 5192 and encodes 1400 amino acids. The transcript has 21 exons.
GAGUGAAGCGAGGCUCUUGUUGUUUACAGCGUUGACUCGACUGAUCAGCAGAGACAGACAUCGAGGCAGGAUUUAACACGGGCACAAGCUGGUGUUGCAGAGACCCAUGCAAGACAUGUAAAGCGCUCAUUCUACUAGAAUAUCUCGGAUUUUCUCCACAAUUGCAGCUUUUUACUGAAACUGUCGGAUUUACUAGUACAUACAUACACCAUUCUGGAACACGUUCCCAGGAAAAACAAGGGAACUGUUAGGCGAAGGAGACCGACCGGGCAAAGCCAGCCAGCGAGCGAGAAGGGGAUGCAGCUGACGAACCAUUUUCGUGCUGCUGCUGCUAGUGGCGCAUAUUUUGGAAAAAGCACCACUGCUGCUAGAAACCGAGGCUAAGCGAAGAAAGAGAGUUUGCAUGUUUUCAUUCAUUUUAGAAAUUCCAGUUUUCAUUCAAUACGCGCCGAGUCUGCAUUCGGAUUUCAAGUGUUUGUUUGUAGUUGUUGUUGUUUUUUUACACAUUUGCAGAAUUCCGUUUUUUACGCACCGGGAGAUACCCGCUGGGGUUUGGUUUUGUUUGUAAUAUAUGGUGUGUGUUUCCCCCCUGCGCUCUCCCAAAUGGAGGUCGAAGACAGACACUGUUACCAGCGGGACGGUUGCGGCACUUCGUGUUCUGAGCGAGACUUCACAACGUCUUCAUAUAAUUGGCAAGCCUAACGAAAUAUUUCCGUUUUUUUUUUUUUUUCAUCAUUUAUUUAUUUAUUUAUUUUUUUGAGGGGAACACUUAUUGAAACAUUAAACAGUCGAGUACGAGGAAGCAACGCUCUCUGUCUCGAUUAAGUUUUUGUUUUUCCUGUUAAACAAACCGAUGAAUAUUUCUUUUUUUUUUUUGUUUGUUUUUUUGUUUACCUCGAAGGAAUACGUUUGUGGGGGGGUUUCUUGGGGUGGGGAGGAGGACAGUAACAUUUGUUUUCAUUCAGAUAAUUUUUGGAUUAAUAAGAGGAAUGACUUCUGGAUCCGGACGUGAGCCCUUGACCUUAUUUUGGGGUCUUUUGCUGUCAGUCUGUGUGAUGUGUCUGUGGCCCGCUAAUGGAGAAAUCUGUGGCCCGAGCAUUGACAUCCGGAACGACAUCCAUGAGCUGAAGCGCCUGGAGAACUGCACGGUGAUCGAGGGCUACCUGCAGAUCCUGCUCAUCUCCACGGCCAAGGCUGAGGACUUCCGGGGGCUGCGCUUCCCCAAGCUGACCCUCAUCACUGACUACCUGCUGCUGUUCCGCGUCUCGGGGCUGGAGAGCCUGCGGGACCUCUUCCCCAACCUGACCGUGAUCCGCGGCCGCAUCCUCUUCUACAACUAUGCCCUGGUCAUCUUCGAGAUGACCAACCUGAAGGACAUCGGCCUCUACAACCUGCGCAACAUCACCCGGGGCGCCAUCCGCAUCGAGAAGAACCCCGACCUGUGCUACCUGGAUACAGUGGACUGGUCCCUCAUCCUGGAUGCCGACUACAACAACUACAUCUCCGGGAACAAGCAGAGCAAGGAGUGUGGGGACGUGUGCCCCGGCAUCAUGGAGGACAACCCGCUGUGCACCAAGACCAACUUCAACAACAACUACAACUACCGCUGCUGGACCUCCAACCACUGCCAGAAAGUUUGCCCGGAGGAGUGUGAGAAGCGGGCAUGCAUGGACUCCAAGUGCUGUCACCCGGAGUGCCUGGGGAGCUGCACGGUGCCAGGCAACGACACGGCGUGCAUGGCUUGCCUCCACUACUACCACGAGGGCCACUGCGUGCCCAACUGCCCCCCUGACACGUACAAGUUCGAGGGCUGGCGUUGCGUCAGCAAGGAGUUCUGCGCCAAGGUGCCCGGCGCUGACCCCAGCGAAUUUGAGAAGUUCGUCAUCCACAACGGGGAGUGCGUGCAGGAGUGUCCCUCUGGGCUGAUGCGCAACGAGAGUCAGAGCAUGUUCUGCAGCCCCUGUGACGGGCCCUGCCACAAGAUCUGCGACUCCAGCGUCAUCGACUCCGUGGACACGGCCCAGUCCCUCAAGGGCUGCACUGUCAUCGGGGGGAACCUGGUUAUCAACAUCCGCCGUGGCAAUAACAUUGCUUCGGAGCUGGAGAGCUUCAUGGGGCUGAUCGAGACGGUGACAGGCUUCGUGAAAAUCCGCCACUCUCACGGACUGACCUCGCUGUCCUUUCUGAAGAGCCUGCGGUACAUCAACGGGGAGCAGCGGCUGGAAGGGAACUACUCCUUCUAUGUGCUGGAUAACCAGAACCUGCAGCAGCUGUGGGACUGGGGCCGGCACAACCUGACCAUCAGAGAAGGGAAGAUGUACUUCGCCUUCAACCCCAAGCUGUGCCUGUCCGAGAUCUACAAGAUGGAGGAGGUGUCGGGGACCAGGGGGCGGCAGGGCAAGGGGGACCUGAACCCCCGAAACAAUGGAGAGAGAGCCUCCUGUGGGAGCUACAUCCUCAAGUUCAAGUCUAACAGCACCAUGAAGAACAAGAUCAAGCUGACCUGGGAGAGGUACCGCCCCCCAGACUACAGAGACCUCAUCAGCUUCAUAGUCUACUACAAGGAGGCGCCGGUCCAGAACAUCAAGGAGUACGACGGGCAGGACGGCUGCGGCUCCAACAGCUGGAACAUGGUGGACGUGGAUCUGCCCCAGGAAAAGGACAAGGACCCCGGUAUCCUGCUGGCCGGCCUCAAGCCCUGGACCCAGUAUGCCAUCUUCGUCAAGGCCAUCACCCUGACCACCACGGAGGAAGGGCACGUCCACGGAGCCAAGAGCGAGGUGGUCUACAUCCGCACCAGCCCCUCCGUGCCUUCGGUCCCAGCGGAUGUGCGCUCAUAUUCCAACUCUUCAUCGAAGCUCCUGGUGAAGUGGUCGACCCCCACCCACCCCAACGGAAACUUCACCUACUACCUACUCCGCUGGCAGCAGCAGCCCGAGGACAAGGAGUUGUACCUGCACAACUACUGCUCCAAAGAACUGAAGAUCCCCAUCCGGAUUCCGGCGACGGGGGCCAUCGACCCCGACGAGGACACGAACCCGGCGAAGACGGAGCUGGGAGGGGGGGAAAAGGGCCCAUGCUGCCCCUGUCCCAAGACCGAGGCCGAGAUCAAGGCAGAGGCUGAGGAUGCCUCCUACCGCAAAGUCUUCGAGAACUUCCUGCACAACUCCAUCUUCGUGCCCCGGCCCUUGGACCGCAGGCGGAGGGAGGUGUUUGCCAUGGCCAAUGCCAGCUUCCCGAGGGGCAGCAGCAACAUCACGGGGCAGGAUCUGGGUGCCAACGUCACAGGAUCGGAGAAGGCGGAGCGCGAGUACCCCUUCCAUGACACCACAGUGAAUGGCAAGGAGUGGACGGAGAUCUCACACCUGCAGCACUUCACCGUAUACCGCAUCGACAUCCACGCCUGCAACCACGAGGUUGGGCAGGGCUGCAGCGCGGCGAACUUCGUCUUCGCACGCACCAAGCCAGCAGAAAAAGUGGAUGACAUUCCGGGACCAGUGACAUGGGAGAAGCUGGAGGACAGCAGCAUCCACCUGAAGUGGACGGAGCCGCUCAAUCCCAACGGACUGAUCCUGAUGUAUGAGAUUAAAUACCGGCAGAAUGCAGAGCUGGAGAAGCACGAGUGUGUGUCCCGGCAGCACUACAGGGACCACAGAGGAGCCCGGUUGACCCGCCUGGGCCCGGGGAACUACUCUGCCCGGGUCAGAGCCACAUCCCUGGCUGGGAAUGGCUCCUGGACUGAGGCUGUGCACUUCUACGUACAGGCAAAACCCCCGGAGUAUGAGAAAGCGCUGUAUCUGAUGAUUAUCAUCCCCAUUGUUGUGUUCCUGAUCAUCACGGGGCUGGUUGUCGCUCUCUACGUCGUUAAUAAGAAGAGGAACAGCGACCGGCUGGGGAACGGGGUUCUUUACGCCUCUGUCAACCCGGAGUACUUCAGUGCUGCAGAGAUGUACGUGCCGGACGAGUGGGAGGUCCUGCGGGAGAAGAUAACCAUGUGCCGUGAGCUGGGCCAGGGCUCCUUCGGCAUGGUGUACGAGGGCAUCGCCAAGGGCGUAGUGAAGGACGAGCCGGAGACGCGUGUGGCCAUCAAGACGGUCAACGAGUCGGCCAGCAUGCGGGAGCGCAUCGAGUUCCUGAACGAGGCAUCCGUCAUGAAGGAGUUCAACUGCCACCAUGUGGUUCGUCUCCUGGGAGUGGUGUCCCAAGGCCAGCCCACUCUGGUCAUCAUGGAGCUGAUGACCCGCGGAGACCUCAAGAGCUACCUGCGCUCGCUGCGCUCCGAAGCCGAGAAGAACACGGGCCAGCCCCUGCCGCCCCUGAAGAAGAUGAUCCAGAUGACGGGGGAGAUCGCUGACGGCAUGUCGUACCUCAACGCCAACAAGUUUGUGCACCGGGACCUGGCGGCCAGGAACUGCAUGGUGGCAGAGGACUUCACCGUGAAGAUCGGAGACUUCGGCAUGACGAGGGACAUCUACGAGACUGAUUAUUACCGCAAGGGAGGGAAGGGGCUGCUGCCGGUGCGCUGGAUGUCCCCUGAGUCCCUCAAGGAUGGAGUGUUCACGACGAACUCCGACGUGUGGUCGUUCGGGGUGGUGCUGUGGGAGAUCGCCACGCUGGCAGAGCAGCCGUACCAGGGCAUGUCCAAUGAGCAGGUCCUGCGCUUCGUCAUGGAGGGAGGGCUGCUGGACAAGCCAGACAACUGCCCGGACAUGCUGUUCGAGCUGAUGCGGAUGUGCUGGCAGUACAACCCCAAGAUGAGACCCUCCUUCCUGGAGAUCAUCAACGGCAUCAAGGAUGAGCUGGAGCCACCAUUCCAGGAGACCUCCUUCUACUACAGUGAGGAGAACAAGCCCCCCGACAUGGAGGAGCUGGAUCUGGACACCGAGAACAUGGAGAACAUGCCCCUGGACCCCUCCUCCAGCCUGCAGCCCUCCUCGGCCUGCCCGCCCCCGCAGCAGCAGCAGCAGCAGGCCCCCGCCUCCUCGGCCCCACAGGGAGGCCUCGCUCCCUCCUCUGUGUCCUCCUCCUCCUCAGCCCUCGUGCUCGACAAGCACCCCGGACACAAAGCGGCGGCCAACGGGCCCGUGCUGGUGCUGAGGGGCAGCUUCGACGAGGCACAGCCAUACGCUCACAUGAACGGAGGCCGCAAGAACGAGCGCGCCCUGCCACUGCCGCAGUCCUCCGCCUGCUGAUCCACCCACACACCACAACAACACGCCACACAGAGGAGGAGGAGGAGGAGGGGGGGAGGAACAGGGUUUGUUUUACUGAAAGUGGGAGAGGGCGGUGGUUAGAAACAAACAGAUCGACAAGAGCCUACUGUACUUCAGUGGAUUUUUCAUUUUUCUAUAAUUGUUGUUGUUGUUGUUGUUAUUAUUAUAUUUGGAUAGAAAUUUAAAAAACAAAAA